Molecule: messenger RNA, 852 nt
Organism: Purpureocillium lilacinum
Lineage: Eukaryota; Fungi; Ascomycota; Sordariomycetes; Hypocreales; Ophiocordycipitaceae
Product: proteasome subunit beta type-5
Cellular component (GO): proteasome core complex
Molecular function (GO): threonine-type endopeptidase activity
Source: RefSeq, a predicted model, not a curated record
AUGGACACCCUCGUUUCGAGAUACAGCCGGCCGGCCUACGAGCAGAAUGAGUCGUUUGAGGAUGAGGCACAGGACCUGAUGAACCCGGCCUCGAGCCUCGCUGGCAAGUUUGCCAUGCCGCCGAUUGCCCAGCCGUCUUCCUGGCUGCGCGCUGCGACCGACGACCGGUCGAACCCCGACUGCCCCAUCAAGAUUGCCCACGGCACGACGACGCUCGCUUUCCGCUUCAAGGGCGGCAUCAUCGUGGCCACCGACUCGCGAGCCACGGCCGGCAACUGGAUCGCCUCGCAGACGGUCAAGAAGGUCAUUGAGAUCAACAGCGUGCUGCUCGGCACCAUGGCCGGCGGUGCCGCCGACUGCCAGUACUGGCUCGCCUGGCUGGGCAUGCAGUGCCGCCUGCACGAGCUGCGUCACAAGCGGCGCAUCAGCGUCGCCGCCGCGAGCAAGAUCCUCGCCAACCUCGUCUACUCGUACAAGGGCAUGGGCCUCAGCAUGGGCACCAUGUGCGCCGGCGUGACCAAGGAGGAGGGCCCCGCGCUCUACUACGUCGACAGCGACGGCACGCGCCUCCAGGGCAACCUCUUCUGCGUGGGCAGCGGUCAGACGUUCGCGUACGGCGUGCUCGACGCCGAGUACAACUACGACCUGAGCGUCGAGGACGCGCUGGAGCUCGGCAGGCGGAGCAUCUUGGCGGCCACGCACCGCGACGCCUACUCCGGUGGCUUCAUCAACCUGUACCACGUCAAGGAGGAGGGCUGGGUCAAGCACGGCUUCAACGACACGAACCCCAUCUUCUGGCAGACGAAGCUGGAGAAGGGCGAGUUUACCAACGUGACGAGCGAGCUGGACUAG